AUGUUCUCCUUCAUGAAGAUCGCCACCUUUGCCGCCCUCGCGUUCGGCACCAUCGCGUCGGCCGUUCCGGCUCCUGCUCCUGCUGCCGAGACUGGCGAGCUUACGGCUCGCGCUGGACAGGACCUCACCACCAUCCUCACCAACCUGAACAAUGCUCUUCAGACGCCGGCCAACACCCUCAACAGUAUGACGGCGGACACUGCGACGGCGAACAACGUCAACGCGCCCGUGCAGCAGAUGGCGACGCUGAUCCAGGAUGCUACUACUGCGGCGAACAGCUCGUCUGGCCUCGGCUCAGGCAACAUCCUCCUGCUCAUCUCGGUUACUAUCCAGAUCGUCAUUUCGUCGUGCGGAAAGUGUUACUCUGCCUCGAAGAGUAGCGUUGACGUCCUCGUCGUGCUCCAGAUUCUCGACCCCAUUCUGGCUGCACUUGUCUCUCUCGUACUCAAGCUCGUGGCUGGCGUCCUCACCGUUGUCAUCGGUCUCCUCGUCGGCCUUCUCGGCACCGUUGUCGACCUUGUCCUCUCCCUCAAGUUCACGGUGCUUGCCAAGGUCCUCCUCAUUCUCUGA
Messenger RNA from Peniophora sp. CBMAI 1063, 570 nucleotides. Lineage: Eukaryota; Fungi; Basidiomycota; Agaricomycetes; Russulales; Peniophoraceae. The record is from the annotation of a GenBank genome assembly.